UGCUCCUGAAGUUGGGGCGAAGGGCAGAGCCGAGGGGAUGGCGGGGGAACGAAGCCCGGCCCGGGAGUGAGGGUGGAGACAUCUACUGCCCCGGGCUCCUCUCCAAGUGAUGGGCUCCAGUGAGCAGCGUGGCGGCCGGCGGGUUUUCACCUGGGACGAGGUGCAGAGACACUGCGGCCGCACCGACCGCUGGCUCGUCAUCCGCAGGAAGGUCUAUGAUAUCAGCGAGUUCAGCAAGAGGCAUCCGGGAGGCGCCCGGCUGAUCGGGCACUACGCAGGGCAGGACGCCACGGACCCAUUUACAGCCUUCCAUGUUGAUAAGACACUGGUGAACAAAUACCUCAACUCCCUGCUGAUUGGAGAACUUGCACCUGACCAGCCCAGUUCAGAAUCAUGGAAAAACGUACAGGUGACAGAGGAUUUCAGAGACCUGCGUGCUGCUGUGGAAAAGACAGACCUCCUUCAGCCGAAUAAGCUGUUCUUUGCAGGACACCUGGCUCACAUCCUGCUCCUUGAACUGGCAGCCUGGCUCUCCCUUUGGUACUUUGGUGCCUCUCUCUUCCCCUUUCUGCUCAGCUUAGUUCUGCUGAGCACUGUGCAGGCACAGGGUGGAUGGUUACAGCAUGACUUUGGACAUCUCUCCGUGUUCAGCAAAUCGAAGUGGAACCACCUGGUGCACAAAUUUAUUAUUGGUCACCUGAAGGGUGCUCCAGCAAGCUGGUGGAACCACCUCCACUUCCAGCAUCAUGCCAAACCCAACUGCUUCCGCAAGGACCCCGACAUUAAUAUGCACCCCAUGUUCUUUGUUUUGGGGAAGAAACUUUCAGUUGAGGUGGGAAAGCAGAAGAUGAAGUAUAUGCCAUAUCAAUACCAACACAAGUAUUUCUUCCUGAUUGGCCCUCCAGCAUUGCUCCCCCUCUACUUCCAGUGGUACAUCUUCUACUUUGCGGUGUCCCGGAUGCAGUGGAUGGACUUGGCUUGGAUGGUGUCUUUUUACAUCCGUAUCAGCCUGACGUACAUCCCUCUGCUCGGAGUGCGAGGAUUCCUUACCAUGUUCUUCCUGGUGAGGUUUGUGGAAAGUAAUUGGUUUGUGUGGGUAACCCAGAUGAACCACAUUCCCAUGGCCAUUGAUCACGAUCAGAACGAGGAAUGGCUGACCAUGCAGUUGCACGCCACUUGUAAUGUCCAUCAGUCUUUCUUCAAUGACUGGUUCACGGGUCACCUCAACUUCCAGAUUGAGCAUCAUCUGUUUCCCACAAUGCCAAGGCACAACUACCACAAGGUGGCACCACUGGUGAGGUCGCUGUGUGCCAAGCAUGGCCUGGAUUACCAGUCCAAGACUCUGUUCACCGCCUUUGCAGACAUUGUUCACUCCUUGAAGGAGUCUGGUGAGCUUUGGCUGGAUGCAUACCUGCACAAGUGAUCGAUCACCGGGAGCCCCUGAAAACACUCGCCGAUCCGCUGCCUCCUUGAAAAUAGGAGGGAAGGAAAGUUCUGGAAGCCUAUGUCAACCUUUGUAAACACCAAGUGCCACAGAAGAAAUGUUUGUUUGUUACUUCAUCAAAUUGUUAAGUCAAGGGAUUUAAUUUGUGUUGAAGAAAUGAAAUGAAUGCCAUUAAGAAGCCAACAGCGAUUCUUUCUAAACAUGUUUGGGAACCCGAUCUCCACCAUCGGAUGGUGCCUUCUCUAUUCAAGUCAGUCCCAUUGUCACUGCCAGGUACAACAUUGCUAGAGAGGCAGUACAUGGAGUCAUAGAAUCAUACAACGUGGAAACAGGCCAUCGACCCAACUUGCCCAUGCUGACCAACAUGUCCCAUCUAUGCUAGUCCCACCUACACUAGUCCCACCUGCCUGCAUUUGGCCCAUUUCCCUCUAAACCUAUCCUAUCCAUAUACCACACACCCACCACCCUUUGUGUGAAAAGGUUACCCCUCAUGUUCCUAUUAAAUCUUUCCCACCUCACCUUAAACCUAUGUCGAUUCCUCUACUCUAGGCAAGAGAUGUUGUGCGUUACCCGAUCAAUUCCUCUCAUGAUUUUGUACACCUCUGUCAGACCAUUCCUCAUCAUCCUGUGCUCCAAGGAAUAGAAUCCCAGCCUGCUCAACCUCUCCCUAUAGCUCAUACCCUCAACUUCUGGUAACAUCCUCAUAAAUCUUCUCUGCACCUUUUCCAGCUUGACAACAUUAUCUCCCUUCAUUCUACUUAAACAAUGUCUCUCGGCUCCGAUCUCAUGAGAGCAGUCCUCCUGCAUCUGUUUUCAUUUGUUGAUGCCCCAAAUCCCAAUUAGCAACCCACUAUUGCAGAUCCUUGCCCUUCAAGUGCUGGAUUUGAGCUAACAUUUGAUGUGAGACAGUGAGAGAUCUUUCCUCCCACUCUUUCUGAACUUGAAGCUAAAUGGUAGAGGCUUGACAAAAGUAUUUUUAAACAUUACUGCAUUAUAUCAAUGACCCCUAAUAUUGCUGCCAGAUAGACACAUUGCCUCUCUUUUAUUGGUGUUGGUGUUGGUGUUGCUAUUUUAAAUUGGUUAUUGUUGCACCAGCUGCAGAGAGCAAUUCAAAUGGCAAUUUGAUUUUUGGCUUGAGGGUAUUCAUUUUGCUCUGUGUCCAAUGAUUGGUCAUAACAGACUUCUGUCUCUUAAGUGGAAUUAGAAUAUUCAAAGUUUGUUCAUACCAAUUAUCACCAGGACAAAAAAUGGUCGACAUCUGAAAUAAAACAGAAAAUGUGAUAAAUACUCACUAGGUAAGGCAGCAUCUAUAGGGAGAGAAAAGGUUAACAUUUCAGAAUGAUGAUCUUUUCCCUGUUGUUUUGGAAAAUCAUCUUCUUGGAACAUUAAUUCUGUUUCUCUGCCUACAAAUGCUGAUCUAUGCGUUGAGUAGUCAUGGAGCUGUUCAGCACCGAAAUAGGUCCUUUGGCCCAUCCCAUUCAUGCUAGCAUUUUUGCCCAUGUGCGGCGGGGAGGAGGUGGGGGUGGCAUUUCUCCCAAGGAAACCAAUGCAAACAAACAUCAGCGAUAAAUACAAAAAACAAUAAUGGUGCUCAACUCUGGUCAAAUGAUGGUUCUUUGGUAUAUUUAGCAAUCGCCGUGACAUCUGAUGAAUAACUAACCCAUUCAAAGCCAAUGUUUUCAACAACUGAACUCCAUGGAUGCCAACUAACUUGAUCAACUUUGUUGUAAACUUUUGCAUUAGUGUGUUACAAUGGGAUAUGAUUUUUUGUACUUUAUUGGGGGGUGGGUAGGGUGAAGUUGGGGUGGUUGUUAAAAUGGUGAUGUAUCAUUUGGCUCUAGUUGUGUGUAGUCUGCAUCAGAUGAUGCCACAAGUCUGACAUAAGCUUUGAUAAUAAAAGUGGCUGGUUAUGGAUGAAUUGUGAAGGGCAAUAUAAACAGCACAGACCCAUCUGCCUCUUAUUAUUUGGGAGGUGAUGUCCACAACCCAUCUGUCCUCUCAGCUAUUAGGAAUCGAAGCUGGGACAUUCUGGACCGUGCUGCUCAGUAAAACGAUGGAUGUUGCAUUUAAUCACGGAACCAUCUGUUAAUUGAAUGUGCUAACAUUAUUGAUGCUAUGAUCCUGGUUUUCUAGUUGUAUUUCUGAAAUGCCUUUAGAUGAUUUACCAACAACAUUGCAUUCACAGUGCCCAUGUUUCCAUGGACUCAGUUAAUGGAGCUUUGUGAUUAGAAGCCAUUUGUUUGGUGUGCUCUACUGCUCUUCAUUGAAUGCCAUCGUUUUUUAAGCUAAAUAAAGCGAUUGCACAUCAUUAA
Amblyraja radiata (thorny skate) is the source of this 3756-nucleotide messenger RNA. RefSeq names its product acyl-CoA (8-3)-desaturase. The transcript is spliced from 12 exons. Lineage: Eukaryota; Metazoa; Chordata; Chondrichthyes; Rajiformes; Rajidae. Gene Ontology annotation, biological process: lipid metabolic process. Gene Ontology annotation, cellular component: membrane. Gene Ontology annotation, molecular function: oxidoreductase activity, acting on paired donors, with oxidation of a pair of donors resulting in the reduction of molecular oxygen to two molecules of water. Bases 110 to 1423 code for a protein of 437 amino acids. The record is from RefSeq and is a predicted model, not a curated record.